AUGCAUGGUGCAAUUAAAUGCGUUAAUCCCUUGUGCCCAGCAAAGAAGAUUAAAUACACAACACAAGGAAGAGAUGUGAAUGCAAAUAUUGAUCUGUCUGGAGCAUCAAUUAUUCUAGCUGCAAAUGAAUUUUUAACAGUCAUGACACCAGACUUGGUUCCCACAACUUCAUUCGAGAUGAAUGAAUACAAAAGUGAAGUAACACCAAAAGAUACUGCGAAAACUUAA
Diversispora eburnea is the source of this 228-nucleotide messenger RNA. The record is from the annotation of a GenBank genome assembly. NCBI's taxonomy places the organism in Eukaryota, Fungi, Glomeromycota, Glomeromycetes, Diversisporales, Diversisporaceae.